CUUUACAAUAGGCUCUAAGUUUAUUACGUUCCGAGUUUUCUCGUGAAACUGGCAGCAUGGAUUUCGAGCCACGACCACGAGUUCUGAGUUUCCAGUCUGUCCAGUCAUCUAACGAUCACGACGACGAGGCUGUCGCCUCUACGAGGCGUACAUCAAUAAGCAGCUCUACUUCAGCGCGCCGAGUGUCGCUAGGGGCACAAGCCUCACGGAAAGCCUCUAAAGCAGGCACACAACCUUAUGUCUCCCCUUAUCGUCUAUGGCGAAAGCUUUCUGAUUCCAUCCAAGAAAAAAAGCUGGGCUACAAUGAAGGGCAAACUGUCGAGAACACGUAUCGUACCGAGCCCAAGAGAAGGUUUCCAGAGCGGGAGGUGAGAGAAAUUAUCAGAAAUAGCUUGGAAGGUAUGUUCGCUACGCAAACCUACACAGCGGAAACGUGUGGCUUUUUAACCAAGCUUCUGAGUUCAAGGAUCCUCGAGCAAGUAAAGAGUCUAAAUAUUGAGCGAUAUAAGCUUGUGUGCUUUGUUAAUGUUGGCUCGAAGAAUGACCAAGGACUCAGGGUGGCGAGUAGAUGCUUGUGGAACGCCGAACACGACACGCAGGUUACAGCAUCCGUGGAAAAUAGCACCGUGUUUGCGGUAGCAACGGUGUUCGGAGUUUAUUUUGAAUAACUUCACAGGGUAUAGAGCCGUUUCAACGAAAGUUUGAUCUAUCAUAUCGAAAAGCACGGACUGGUUGACUACUAUAAAGCUGAGACUUUUGUGCCAACCGGUCCCAAAAAUGACUUUUAUCAGAUAUACUCUAAAAACUUCUGUAAAUCUCAGUUAUCUUGCUCAGCUUAUGUAUACAAAACCUAGUGAAAGAAUUAGAUGUUUAGCAAAAUUGUAUUCAGCAUUCAUCCGUUAAUUGUUGAGUAUAGUUGUACCUCUGACACUGAAAUAGGUCACGCGAUAUUGGUCUGCAAUCGCAGUUUCUCUUUUCUUUCUUAUUUUCUGAAUACUUCGGCAAAUACACGAUAUUUAAAACAACAUGGCAUGGUCAUGGGUGGAUGAUCACUGAUGUAAAAUAUGAGCGAACCGAC
This is a messenger RNA of Porites lobata, 1078 nucleotides long. NCBI's taxonomy places the organism in Eukaryota, Metazoa, Cnidaria, Anthozoa, Scleractinia, Poritidae. The record is from the annotation of a GenBank genome assembly.